Sorex fumeus (smoky shrew) is the source of this 1012-nucleotide messenger RNA. It is a transcript of the gene FOXR2, whose product is annotated as forkhead box R2. Bases 38 to 964 code for a protein of 308 amino acids. Gene Ontology annotation, molecular function: DNA-binding transcription factor activity; sequence-specific double-stranded DNA binding. Gene Ontology annotation, biological process: regulation of DNA-templated transcription. The transcript has a single exon. Gene Ontology annotation, cellular component: nucleus. The record is from RefSeq and is a predicted model, not a curated record. Lineage: Eukaryota; Metazoa; Chordata; Mammalia; Eulipotyphla; Soricidae.
UUUUUGAAGUCUCAUUCCACCUACGUGUCCACUAAAGAUGGACCUAAAACUAAAAAAUACUGAGUUCUGGUACACACUCCAUGGCAAUGUCCCAGGGAUGCUGGACUGGGACAUGGGGAAUGAAUUAUUUCUGCCCUGCACAUCAGACCAAUACCCUUUAACUGAGCAAAACCUUGUCAAAUACAGAGUCCGGGUAAUGGAGCCCCCAAAGGUGACCCAAGGGAAAAAAACUAAUAUUGACAAAGAUGGUCCUGACUCUGAACCAAACCUAUGGAUGUGGGUAAAUCCCAGUGUCGUGUGCUCCCUUGGCAGCCAAGAAGUCCCAAAACCUAAUAAGGAAAGGGAUCUGACAAGAAUACCUUCGUCACCUCGACCGCUCCCAAAGGAAUCUAUUUGCUUUGAGACCAUAGUGAUUCAGUCCCUUCCCUCUUGCUCCAGUGAACAACAUUUCACUUUUCCCAGCAACUGGAAGCUCACAGAAGAGGAAACUGAAGAACAAGAUGAUAAGUACUCUGUGACUCUCCCAUCAACUAACAAAGGGGAGUGCUUACAGAUCCAAAAGUUAUGGCAAGGUAAUGGCCAGGAACAGAGGCCCUGGCCCCGUCCACCCCUCAAUUACAGUCAUCUAAUUUCCCUAGCAUUAAGAAACAGUCCUCCUUGUGGUCUUAAUGUGCAACAAAUCUACAAUUUCACCCGAAAACAUUUCCCCUUUUUCUGGACAGCUCCACAAGGCUGGAAAAACACCAUCCGACACAAUCUCUGCUUCCUGGGUAGCUUUGAGAAGUCCCCAGUCAGCCUUCAGGAUGAGACUAACACAAAGCCAAGACCUGGACUUUGGAGACUUACUGAGGAGGGACACCGCCGCUUUCAGGAAGAGACUCGUGCCUUAGCCACACUUCGGAGGGAGAGCAUCCAACAGAGCAUGAGUCAACCAGAUGUGAUGACCUCCCUUUUUGACCUGUGAACUACUAUUGAUCUCUUUCUGCAACACUGUACCCUUACUGUGCCUACU